Messenger RNA from Phyllostomus hastatus (greater spear-nosed bat), 3705 nucleotides. RefSeq names its product chloride intracellular channel 6 (gene CLIC6). The coding region runs from base 358 to 2115 and encodes 585 amino acids. The record is from RefSeq and is a predicted model, not a curated record. Gene Ontology annotation, cellular component: plasma membrane. The transcript has 6 exons. Gene Ontology annotation, molecular function: D2 dopamine receptor binding; D3 dopamine receptor binding; D4 dopamine receptor binding. Lineage: Eukaryota; Metazoa; Chordata; Mammalia; Chiroptera; Phyllostomidae.
AAGGACUUCUGGUCAGCCCCGGGACGGCGGGCCAGGCACUGGACGGUGCAGCAGCAAAGCUGCCCGCGCACCCAGGGAGCCGCAGCGGGAAUUGGGGUCCGGGUGGGAAGCAGACGCGGAACCGGGGAGAAGCGGUAGCGUAGGGGGAGAGUCCGGAGAGCUGAAACCGAGGGGAGGGGGCGCAGUGUCUGGGACUGAGCGGAUUUCGCCCCGCGCGUCCAGCGCGCCGUCCCGGAGCCACCAAUCCCGGAGCGUCCUCUCCGAGGGGGAGCAGUGGCUCUCGGCCCUGCGGCCCUCGCCACCUGCUCUCGGCAGCCUCAAGGAAGGGUCUUCGGCCAAGGACAGGAACCUGCGGCCAUGGCCGAGGCCACAGAGCCAGACCGGGGCGCCGCGGGUCCCCAGGAGCCGCUGGAGGGCCCAGCGGUUCUGGCCGAGACACCAGGCGAGCCAGGGGCCGCGGACCCGGAGGCGAAGGGGGAGGACGCGAUCGAGGAUCCCACGGGGACGCGGGGGGACGAAAGGGCGGGCGCAGCCGCGACGGCCGCGCUGAAGGAGGGAGAAGACGCGGGGCCAGACGGGGGGCGCGGGGGCGAGCUGGAGCCCAGCGCCUGCAGUGAGCCUGGGGGCGAGACGCCGGGCGCGAGCGGAGCGCAGGGUGAGGCGGAGGCCCCGGAGGGCGACAGCGCCCCCCAGGGAGGGGAGGAGGCGAGCCCCAGGCGCGACUCGCGGAGCGGGGCCCUGGGAGAGGCUCAGGGGGAGCCCGGGGAGCCCGCGGUCCCCAAGGCAGAGGAGGAGGCGGGGCGCGGGCCGGAGGAACCGGGAAGCAGCGCGCCCGCGCCCGGGGCCAGCGAGGACCCCGAGGGGCCGCCGGGGGCCUGCAUGGAGGCGGAGGGGCUGGCGGGAGGGGCGCCCGGGGCCGAAGGGGAGCCCGGGGACCUAGGGGGCAGCAGCCCUCAGCCUCACGCAGAGCCGAUGGAGGCUGCGGUGGCGGAGAGCGGGGGCUGCAGCCGCGGGGAGCUCGCAGGGCGGCUUCAGGGUGCAGAGGUGGGAGCUGUGGAGGAGCCUGGGGCCUCGGGGAUGGAGAAACCCGAGGAAGCGGCCCCCGGGGACUCGAGGGCAGACGCCGGCGGGGACGGGGACCCAGAGGGCCCCCAGGAGGAGGAGGAGGAGGAGGGCCCAGAGAAGGAGAAGCGGGAGCGCAGCCCAGAGGGGCCAGGCCAGGAGGGUCCCCCUGACGGCAGCGCGGCCGGAGAGGCGGUGGCGCAGACCCGGGAGACCGGGGCUGCGGAGCUGAGCAACCACCUGGCGGAGGAGGACAGCGCCGAGGGCUCGGACGGGGCCGCGGGCGAGAACGGCCGCGGGGAGGACAGCGAGGCCUCGGAGGAGGGGGUCCACGGCCAGGACCACGACAUCACGCUCUUCGUGAAGGCCGGCUACGACGGCGAGAGCAUCGGAAACUGCCCGUUCUCCCAGCGCCUCUUCAUGAUUCUCUGGCUGAAGGGCGUUAUAUUUAAUGUAACAACAGUGGACCUGAAACGGAAACCCGCGGACCUGCAGAACCUGGCUCCCGGGACCAACCCUCCUUUCGUGACUUUCGACGGGGAGGUGAAGAUGGAUGUGAACAAGAUCGAGGAGUUCCUGGAAGAGAAAUUGGCUCCCCCGAGGUACCCCAAGCUGGCGACCCAGCACCCCGAAUCUAACUCUGCAGGAAACGACGUGUUUGCCAAAUUCUCAGCGUUUAUCAAAAACACCAAGAAGGACGCCAAUGAGAUUCACGAGAAGAACCUGCUGAAGGCCCUGAAGAAGCUGGACAACUACCUGAACAGCCCCCUGCCCGACGAGGUGGACGCCGGCAUUGCGGAGGAGGUGGCGGUGUCGGGGCGCAAGUUCCUGGACGGGGACGAGCUCACGCUGGCGGACUGCAACCUCCUGCCCAAGCUGCACGUCAUUAAGAUCGUGGCCAAGAGGUACAGAGAUUUCGAGUUUCCCUCCGAAAUGACCGGCCUCUGGAGGUACUUGAACAACGCCUACGCCAGGGACGAGUUCACCAACACGUGCCCGGCGGACCGGGAGAUCGAACGCGCCUACUCGGACGUGGCCAAGAGAAUGAAGUGACGCCGCCGAGGGGCUCGGUCGGACCCCUCCGCUGCGUGCGGGCCGGGCCACGCACGCAAAGAGCGUUCUUCCUGUUUCCCCGCGACACCCGUGCUCGGCGAAAGGACGCCCGCGCUUCAACAACGCCUCCCCACAGGGGGACCCACUCCGCGCCGCGUGCCCGGGGCCCGCGAGCUGGCAGCUCACUGGGGCAUCCGAGCCGCGCCAGCCGGGGCGCCCGCCCACGCCCACCGUCCAGCUCGUCCUCGCUGACGUUGCAUCUAGGGCGCGUGCUCUGCAGUUUUAAGUUUCCGAGCAGGUUAGGUUAGGGACCGCCCCCUCCUCUGAUUGGACGGCAGUGGUCUGUCCCCCAUAGUUCCGUAGUCGCGGUUAGCUCGCUUUUCUCCUCUGGAACGGCACUUGCACUUUUUUCAGAAUGAAAACACGGUUUUUGUAAUCACAGAGUAAUGUGCACCCCUGUUAACAGUUUAAACCCAUGUCAGAGAGUAUCGAGAUGGAAGAAGAAAAAUCGCCUGAAAUCUCACCACUGUUCGUAACUGCUGCUGACGUCCUGGUGAACCCUUCCAAACCCGAGGGUCUCACUCCUCCUCCCUCACACGGCUUGGUUCCCAGGCAGCAUUGCUCUACUAUUCUUCUUUAAGAUUUUAUUUAUUUGCUUUUAGAGAGGGGGAGAGAGGGAGAGAGAGAGGGAGAGGUAAACAUCAAUGUGUGCCCCUUGUGCGCCCACUGCUGGGAACCUGGCCCACAACCCCGGCAUGUGCCCUGACUGGGAAUCGAACUGGUGACCCUUUGGUUUGCAGGCCUGCAUUCAGUCCCCUGAGCCACACCAGCCAGGGGCUGCUGUGCUUGGUAUUAAAGGACUGGGGAGGGGACCUCCUGGCGAGGCCCGGAUGGCCAUCUGCAGGGGACCUGGAGCAAGCCGACAGGUGGGGGCUGCAGAGCUGCAGAGGAGGCUUGCGACUGGUUUCUUGGGGGUGGAGAACUGUGGGGCCCACAGACCGGCAGGGACCAGAAGCCGUGGGUGGUCCUCACGCUGCCCGGUCACCACCUCGGCACUGUCCCUGGCGCUGGGGGUGGGGGACGGCGGAGGAGAGCCUGCCCUCGUCUUCCCUUCCAGUCUCCUGCCCGGGGCUUUCUCUGCUCCCGCCCGUCUCGUGGAGGAGACACCCCCGGAGAGCUGCCGGGCUCCUCUGCCAUUGGCACACCUCACAGACGCCCCCUUCUCCGGGCACGGCGAGGGGUCCACACCAACACGCUCGUUGAAACCAAGGCCACGUCAGCUCCAGUGGCGAUUCGUGUGAACGACAGCAAAACACACUCACGUAACUGCUGCGUGAUUCAGCGAAAACGUGGGAGAGCGGGAGGAAGUCCUGGCACCCUCCACGUCUCACCCCCCAACACCGCCCCGUCGGCGUAGGGGUCAGCCUUUGAGGACGCGUGUGGGGACCUGGCGUGUAGACUCGGGACGUGGGUUGGCGACCGCUUGUAACUAGUGUUCACUCUGUAGUUUUAGACGCGAAAGAUGAUCUACCUACACUCCAUGUGCCUUAAAAAUGAAAUAAAUUAUAAAAAUGUUUACAUGGAACCAAA